Diatraea saccharalis (sugarcane borer) is the source of this 648-nucleotide messenger RNA. The record is from the annotation of a GenBank genome assembly. Lineage: Eukaryota; Metazoa; Arthropoda; Insecta; Lepidoptera; Crambidae.
AUGCCUGGGUUUGUGUGCAAGGGACAACUGUUGUUUGAAGAUAACUUUAAUGCAAAUCUGGAGAAGGGGAAAGUUUGGAGUACCGAAAUAAUGUUUCCGGAAGCACCGGACUAUCCGUUCAACGUUUAUUUAAAUGAUCGCAAUUUGAGGGUGAGAGGCGGCGUCUUAAAAAUACGCCCCGUCACAUUGGAAUCCAAAUAUGGAGAAGACUACGUUACUCAAUCAUUGGACCUUACUGCUAGAUGCACCGGUGACUUGGGCACAAACCAAUGCACCCGAGAAUCAUCAGGAGCCCAUAUUCUGCCACCCAUCAUCACCGCGAAAAUCAACACCAAGAACCGUUUCAAUUUCAAAUAUGGCCGCGUCGAAGUUAGGGCCAAAAUGCCAGUAGGAGACUGGUUGAUUCCAAUAAUUCAAUUGGAACCUCGUGACUACGCAUACGGCUCAAAGAAUUAUGCGUCCGGUAUUAUGCGUGUUGCGUACGCGAAGGGUAACGCUGAAUACUACAAGAAAUUGUUAGGAGGCUCUAUUAUGUGCGAUACUGAACCUUACAGGAGUGCGCAUUUGAAAGAGAAAAUAGGACACGACCAUUGGGCAAAUGAUUUCCAUAACUACAGUCUUGAAUGGAGACCAGGUAAUAUAUAUUAA